Messenger RNA from Xiphias gladius (swordfish), 1456 nucleotides. It is a transcript of the gene bambia, whose product is annotated as BMP and activin membrane-bound inhibitor (Xenopus laevis) homolog a. Lineage: Eukaryota; Metazoa; Chordata; Actinopteri; Istiophoriformes; Xiphiidae. The transcript is spliced from 3 exons. Bases 525 to 1304 code for a protein of 259 amino acids. Gene Ontology annotation, biological process: negative regulation of transforming growth factor beta receptor signaling pathway; positive regulation of canonical Wnt signaling pathway; transforming growth factor beta receptor signaling pathway. The record is from RefSeq and is a predicted model, not a curated record. Gene Ontology annotation, molecular function: frizzled binding.
CUCUGGUCCAGCGGAGCUGUCCGUCCUGCGCCGACAUUUCUCCGUCCAGGAAUACAAAGUGAUGUCUCACUGCGAGCGGCUGCACAGAGAGGCACAGGAGGACCGGCAGUGAAAACUUUGUGUCUUGUUUCACUCUUCUCAAAGGAGUAUAUAUAUAUAUAUAUAUAUAUAUCUUUUUUUUUCGUUCAUUUUUCGGUUUGAAGACGAAGACGUCUCCCGUAAUGUCGGACCCCUUGUAAAAAAAAACAAACAAACAAUCAAACAAACUCGCAAACUUUUCUGUCUCCAAUGCGGGAGAGGGGACACCUCGGGGGGAUUGUGUUUUUUUUUGUUUUGUUUUUUGGCCACCCUGUGUUCCAGUCUGGAUUGUGAGCUGCCGUGUUCGAGCCCAGGAAUGCCCGGUUUUUCGCUCUAGCUCCAUGUAAAUCUCUCCGUCCUCCAGCUUUUCGCCGGCCCGGACUCCGCCGCUGCCCCCCCCCCCUCCCUGGAUAUACGAGGACGUUUUGCGCAGUCACUCGGCGUAAAUGGAUCGCCAGUCCAGCUUCAUUUCCAUUUGGCUACAACUGGAACUCUGUGCCAUGGCUGUUCUUCUUACGAAAGGAGAAAUACGGUGUUAUUGCGACGCCCCGCACUGCGUGGCCACUGGAUACAUGUGCAAAUCCGAACUGAACGCCUGCUUCACCAAGGUCCUGGACCCACUCAACCCAAACUCGCCCCUCACCCACGGGUGUUUAGAUCCCCUCGCCAGUGCCGCAGACAUAUGCGGCACCAGCUCGCGGGCCACGGACGCCCUGAGCGGGGCCUUGGCCACGGCGCUGGAGUGCUGCCACGACGACAUGUGCAACUACAGAGGCCUGCAUGACCUGGCACACACCAGGGACUCAACAGAUAGCCGGUUCCAGCCGGACAGCAACAACAGGAACCUGGUGACCCGGGUCCAGGAGCUGGCCUCGGCCAAGGAGGUGUGGUUCCGGGCAGCGGUGAUCGCCGUGCCCAUCGCCGGCGGCCUGAUCCUGGUGCUGCUCAUCAUGCUGGCGUUGCGAAUGCUGCGCAGUGAGAACAAGCGGCUGCAGGACCAGCGGCAACAGAUGCUGUCACGGCUCCACUAUAGCUUCCACGGCCACCAUACCAAGAAGGGCCACGUGGCCAAGCUGGACCUGGAGUGCAUGGUGCCGGUCACAGGCCACGAAAAUUGUUGCCUGACCUGUGACAAGAUGAGGCAGGCCGACCUGGCCAAUGACAAGAUCCUGUCUCUGGUGCACUGGGGGAUGUACAGCGGCCGCGGCAAGCUGGAGUUUGUAUGACUUCCUGCUGGGAACUAUGUGACUGUCACCUCCCCACACCCGGCCAGGACUGCCUCUCAGUUGUUGGCUUUCGCUUUUUACUUUUAAAGACAUUCCCAUGUUUUUUGUCCACUGGACUGUUGGGUUAAUGUUUUCGGUCUUUUUUUUUUUUU